Messenger RNA from Rhizoctonia solani, 522 nucleotides. Its product is annotated as ribosomal protein L34e. The record is from RefSeq and is a predicted model, not a curated record. Lineage: Eukaryota; Fungi; Basidiomycota; Agaricomycetes; Cantharellales; Ceratobasidiaceae. Gene Ontology annotation, molecular function: structural constituent of ribosome. Gene Ontology annotation, cellular component: ribosome. The transcript is spliced from 5 exons. Gene Ontology annotation, biological process: translation. Bases 1 to 522 code for a protein of 173 amino acids.
AUGUUCUGCCAAAUCGAGGUUGUCGCGGUGUGGUCCAAGGGGGAUCUGCCGAUGAUUGCACAGCAACACCAGUAUAGGAGAAGACCUGGAAUCUUUCACCAUCCCGUCGGAACAGCGCCGGACGCAAAUCAAUUUACCUCCGAGCCGACACACAACCUCAAAACCGUAUUCGAAAUGGCCCAACGCGUCACCAUCCGCAAGCGCACUCCCUACAACACCAAGUCCAACCGCAGGAGAGUCGUCAAGACCCCUGGUGGAAAGCUUGUGUACCAGCACUUGAAGAAGCUUGCGACCUCACCCAAGUGUGGUGACUGUGGGACUGCCCUUCCCGGUGUCCCAGCUCUCCGUCCUCGCGAAUACGCAACGAUUUCAAAACGCCAAAAGACUGUGCGACGGGCGUAUGGUGGAAGCAGGUGUGGUGACUGCGUCAAGCAACGCAUCCUCCGUGCGUUCUUGAUUGAGGAGGCCAAGAUCGUCAAGAAGGUGAUCAAGUCUCAGGAAAAGGGAGCUCCUCGCAAGUAA